GGCUGGCUCUUAUUGGCCAUCAACCACCUGCAAGUGAACUGAAUGGGAAAAAGUGAUAAGAGCGCAGAUGUUCUGAGGUUUCAGUGGACUCCCAGUAACAUCUGAUGUGGAAGAAACUAUAAACUCUAAAGCUGGGGGCCUCCGUAGGACUUUGGAAAUUCAAAAACAUCCCGACAUCUUAAACUGCAGCAAAAUAACAUUAUGGCUAACAAGUGACCAACUAUUAGGAUACUUGAGAGUGUCUGAUAGAAAACCAACAUUAAACAGUAAUUUAACAGCUAACACAUGAGGGCACUGCUCCCCUACAGGAAUGUGUCAUGGUUUUGUCCACCCUGAGUAACUGUCCAAGUGGAUUAAAGGGUUAGUUAUUGUUGGUAAUAACUUAGGCAAAAGCACUUAAGGAUACUUAUUUGUCUUUAAAAUAUGUGGGCCUUUUUAGUGCUCAUGCUUGCCCUUGUUGUUAGGGCAUCAGACACUAACAACAACACAGAGGUCGAAGAACAGCUCGAUAUAGCCAGAGGUAAACUGCUGGCUCCCAGUGUGGUCGGAUGAGGCAUAAAGAAAAUGCCCGAGCUCCAUCAUUUUCUUCUGGAGAGCUGGGCUUUAUACCACAACUUGGAAUACGAUUCAUCGGAGGAGAAGAAUCCCCGUCUGAUAUUCUACAGCCAAAAGGACGAGGUAGUUAAGACUGUUCCUGUGAAGAAAAUGAAGGCAGAGGAGAUCAGCAGCCUGUUGGACUCACUAGGUUUCUACAAGAGGUCCCAGAAAGGGGAAGAGGUGCCAGAGGAGUUCCAGCAAUUCCCACUGCGCCCCCCCAAGGACGAGCUGUGAUGACACCUUGUGGCCUAAUGCUGCCGCUGCACCCGGGUUACAUUAAUGACGAGUGGGGCCCCAAGGCCAAAACGAUAAGCCAGGCACCAUUCUGAGGACUUGAGUGCCCGAUGUGGUGUGCAGCGUGUUAGUCAUUGCUGUGUUACUCAGAGUGUAUAUGCUUUAAAUAAAAAAGCUAAAAAUGA
Molecule: messenger RNA, 1016 nt
Organism: Eleginops maclovinus (Patagonian blennie)
Lineage: Eukaryota; Metazoa; Chordata; Actinopteri; Perciformes; Eleginopidae
Gene: selenoe
Product: selenoprotein e
Exons: 4
Source: RefSeq, a predicted model, not a curated record